UUUCCAAUCUGCGGUGCCUUGGUGACAUCUGCAACACUAAAUAAAGAUUCUCCCGAGCCUUAGCACGGCGGUUCUGUGACAAAUAAGAAGACUAGAGGCAACUUUGGCUGCCAAAGCUGCGAGAUUGGUGAGGUUGAGCCGCUUGUUUGGUUCCCAGGAGGGACCGGCAAAGUUAAAUACUCCUGGAAAAGCCAAGUUGGGCCCAGCAGGCGCCACCAUGUUCCUGAAUAAGUGUGAGGGGGACCUGGGCGAGCUGCGGAAGCCGGGGGACGGCGAGGGCACCCCGCCAGCCACCGCUGAGGAGGAGCAGCCCAAGAAGAAGCACCGGAGGAACCGCACCACCUUCACCACCUACCAGCUGCACGAGCUGGAGCGCGCCUUCGAGAAGUCCCACUACCCCGACGUCUACAGCCGCGAGGAGCUGGCCAUGAAGGUCAACCUGCCGGAGGUCCGCGUGCAGGUCUGGUUCCAGAACCGCCGAGCCAAGUGGAGGCGGCAGGAGAAGAUGGAGGCCAGCUCCAUGAAGCUCCAUGACACCCCCGUGCUCUCCUUCAACCGGCCCCCCAUGACCCCCAACGUGGGGCCCAUGAGCAACUCCCUCCCGCUCGACCCGUGGCUGACGUCGCCCAUCUCCAGCGCCACCACAGUCCACAGCAUCCCCGGCUUCAUGGGGGCCCCCCAGGCCCUGCAGCCGCCCUACGGCGGCCACUCCUUCCUCAAUACCCCCCCGCCGAUGGCACAGGGCAUGCAGCCCAUGGCCCCCGCGCCCUACCAGUGCAGCACCACCUUUGUGGACAAGUACCCGCUGGAGGAGGUGGACCAGAGGAGCUCCAGCAUCGCCUCGCUCCGCAUGAAAGCCAAGGAGCACAUUCAGACCAUUGACAAGACCUGGCAGCCCAUUUGAUGAACGCUCCCCUCCGGCCCCGUCAGCCCCUGGUGCCGGCUUGGACCUGGGGUGGGCGAGGGGGUGACGGUGGGAUGCUCGGCAGGACCAGAGGUGGUGCAGGGCUGCAUCUUCCCCCUGAUGAGCCAGCACCAUCGGUGGCAGGGGAGCAAGCCAGGGUGCUGGCAGGACACUGCCAUGGGGCAGCCCCCCAGCAGCCACCCCCCCCCCUCUGCCUUGCCAAGGCCCCGGCCCAGGCUGAGGAUCUGGCCACUGUGCCACCGGGCCACACAGCCCCCUCCCUGGUUGGACACCUCCUUUCCCCACACCCCUUCCCAUUAUUAUUAAUUUUUUUUUUUUAAUGCUGCAGAUUUAAACAAAACUGAACAGAAAAGCUCUAGUUUUGUAGGGAGUACUUGGGGGUUUGCUUUAGCCGCGCUGGGGCACAGCACUGGUUGUGCCGGCACCAAGAAGACGGUUGUAUCGUGAGUAAAAGGAGAUAAGC
This is a messenger RNA of Athene cunicularia (burrowing owl), 1388 nucleotides long. RefSeq names its product retina and anterior neural fold homeobox 2 (gene RAX2). Gene Ontology annotation, molecular function: RNA polymerase II cis-regulatory region sequence-specific DNA binding; DNA-binding transcription factor activity, RNA polymerase II-specific. The record is from RefSeq and is a predicted model, not a curated record. NCBI's taxonomy places the organism in Eukaryota, Metazoa, Chordata, Aves, Strigiformes, Strigidae. The coding region runs from base 218 to 904 and encodes 228 amino acids. The transcript is spliced from 3 exons. Gene Ontology annotation, biological process: positive regulation of transcription by RNA polymerase II.